UCCGUUAUCCAUGCUGUGGGGCACCUUUCCUUCAUCUGGAUCGGCAAGAGCGACCACAUCCCGAGCAAUCGAUAAACUAGCGGUGGAAAGACUUGGCCAGUAAUUCUACUUCGAUAGACCUUCACAACACAAGAUCAACCGCAAUUAUGAGUGACGUGAAGAAAUACGAGAUCACCGAGCCAUGGAUCAAGCUCCACUGCGCUCUUGGUGAAGCGCCGUUCUGGGAAGAAUCCACCAAUACAAUUCGCUUCGUCGACGUCGAAAAGCAAGAGCUGCACCGCGUAUCCGUUACCGAAGGUCCCUCGUCCCACAAAGUCGUUAAGCAAUACGACAUCAGCAUAGGCUGUACCGCCGACAUCGAAGGCAACGACACCGACUUCAUCUUUGGCGGCAAAUACGGCUAUGGCAUAUGCGACAAAGAGUCGGGCGAGUACCGCUGGAUCAAGAAAGUAUGGUCAGAUGAAGAGGUAAAGGCUGGCAAGCUGAACAAGUUCCGCGGCAACGACGGCGCUGUCGACAGCGGAGGACGGUUCUGGGUCGGUUUCAUGUUCGACCCGCUGGUCACUGAGAUGAACAACGAGGGCGCGGUGUUCAGGUUGCAUUCUGACGGGACGCUGGAUCGUCCGUUGGAUGGGAUUACGAUCCCGAACGGGACGACGUGGAACCAGACAGACGAUACCAUGUUCUUCGCCGAUAGUCCCUUCAAGACCAUCUACCAAUUCGACUACGAUGCAAAGACGGGACACGUCUCGAACAAGCGCCCGUUCUUUGUCAUGCCCGAAGACAACAGGUAUGGUGAGGAUGCGGUGCCGGACGGUCAUUGCAUUGAUGAGGAGGGAUACAUGUGGACAGCGCUGCACGGAGGAAGCCACGUGUUGAGGAUCUCGCCGAAGGGUGAGAUCGUUGCGGAAAUCAAGGUGCCGACGAGCCAGCCGACAUGUCCGUGUUUCGUGGGCGAGGAGCUCGUCAUCACAAGUGCGGGCGGCACCGCUGGCGAGGGAGGAAAGCCUGUCGACGAGAACGCCGGAAGUGUGUUCAAGAUCAACGUGGGCAUCAGGGGGCUCAAGAGGUUCCGCUUCAAGGGCGGUGCUGCAGUAGAGGGUGGCAAGGAGGACGGAAAAGUUGUGUCCGAGUAGACAAUGACACUUUCUUGUUACAUUGGACAAGCAGGGGUAUAUAGCGCCAGUGAUGACAAACUCUAUAUCGCAGGAAGCCUUUCGAUAAGACUGUUCAUCUGGGCAAUGCACUCAAGAAGCUUUCAACACCAAAACCUUCGAACACG
This is a messenger RNA of Paraphaeosphaeria sporulosa, 1282 nucleotides long. RefSeq lists its product as uncharacterized. Lineage: Eukaryota; Fungi; Ascomycota; Dothideomycetes; Pleosporales; Didymosphaeriaceae. The coding region runs from base 147 to 1136 and encodes 329 amino acids. Gene Ontology annotation, biological process: L-ascorbic acid biosynthetic process. The transcript is spliced from 2 exons. The record is from RefSeq and is a predicted model, not a curated record. Gene Ontology annotation, molecular function: calcium ion binding; gluconolactonase activity.